AUGCUCCCUAUAACUUCAAAAUCUACACCAGCUCUACAUUGUCUAGUUAGGUCAUGCAUUUUGCAACCAGUAAAGCAAUUGCAAUUAGGAGGAGCAAGAUUCACUUCAUCACGAGCUACUCACGAUUCAGGCGCAUCCAACCCGCAACUAUCUUUCCCAUGCUUGGACAAGCGGGAGCAAAAGACAGAAGAGUUAUCACGAGGUAUUUUCAAUCUGUCGGGCCCUUCUUCUAGUUUAAAGUCAGGCCCAGAACCAAGUUAUGGAUUUGUACGGACUGGUUUCCAAACUUACAAAUCUAGAAAGCCUAUAUUCUUAGACUAUGGAGGGUAUCUUUCUGAGUAUGAAAUUGCGUACGAAACAUGGGGUAGCCUCAAUAAUGCGAAAUCGAACUUGAUAUUGAUACACACUGGUCUCUCAGCUUCCAGCCAUGCAAAGUCACAACCGAAUAAUACUAAACCUGGAUGGUGGGAGAAUUUCAUUGGGCCGGGAAAGUUUAUUGAUACUGACAAAUUCUUUGUAGUUUGUACAAAUGUUCUUGGAGGUUGUUAUGGAUCUACUGGACCUUCCUCGAUAGAUCCAGCUAAUGAUGAAAGAUAUGCGACCAGAUUUCCAAUUUUGUCUGUAAAUGAUAUGGUGAGAGCUCAGAGAGAGUUAGUACGUGAUGAGUUUGAAGUUUCAAAAGUACAUGCAUCGGUCGGUGCAUCCAUGGGUGGAAUGCAGAGUUUAGCUUAUGCGUGGGAGUUUCCCGACGAAGUGGGCAAGAUUAUAAGUAUCAGCGGUUGUGCUCGUUCACACCCAUACUCCAUUGCAUUGAGACACACACAGAGGCAGGUGCUAAUGAGUGACCCAAACUGGAACCGAGGCUUUUACUAUGAUAAAAUACCGCCUCAUGUGGGGAUGAAGUUGGCCAGAGAAAUUGCCACUGUAACGUAUAGAUCUGGCCCCGAGUGGGAAUAUAGAUUUGGCAGAGCCAGAGCUGAUGACACGCGCCCUCCAGCAUUGUGUCCAGAUUUUUUGGUGGAGACGUAUCUAGAUCAUGCCGGGGAAAAGUUUUGUUUAGAGUACGAUGCAAACUCGUGGUUGUAUGUUUCCAAAGCAAUGGAUCUUUUCGAUUUGGGUGAAGCUACUAGGUCAAGGGCGAUGGAGGUGAGACAGCAGAGCGAGCAAAAGUACAACUCGGCUUCUGUGGUGUCCAAAGAGUACGAAGUUGUUCCAAAACAUCCGUACAAAGAGAAAAGGACUGUUUCAAAGUUUACUGUUGAGGAGUCGUUGGAGGAUUUAAAGAAAGGAAUGCAAAAGCGCUUGGCAAACAAGGAUGUGUUGGUCGUGGGUGUUGAGUCUGAUAUUCUCUUUCCUGUUUGGCAACAACGAGAAAUUGCGAAUGUAUUGAGAGAGAGUAAGGAAAACGCAACGGGUUUAAUUGAAUACUUUGAGUUAGGCAAUGACGUUAGUAAUUACGGCCACGAUACGUUUUUGUUAAGUCUCGAAGAUAUCGGAAAACCGGUAAAGAAAUUUUUAGAAUCUUAG
Lodderomyces margitis is the source of this 1527-nucleotide messenger RNA. RefSeq lists its product as uncharacterized. Bases 1 to 1527 code for a protein of 508 amino acids. Gene Ontology annotation, biological process: L-homoserine metabolic process. NCBI's taxonomy places the organism in Eukaryota, Fungi, Ascomycota, Pichiomycetes, Serinales, Debaryomycetaceae. The transcript has a single exon. Gene Ontology annotation, molecular function: homoserine O-acetyltransferase activity; L-serine O-acetyltransferase activity. The record is from RefSeq and is a predicted model, not a curated record.